Messenger RNA from Cylindrotheca closterium, 1155 nucleotides. The record is from the annotation of a GenBank genome assembly. NCBI's taxonomy places the organism in Eukaryota, Bacillariophyta, Bacillariophyceae, Bacillariales, Bacillariaceae.
AUGUGUAAGACUCCUGAUAUCCCAGUUCAAGAAGACGUCUCGACCGUCGACAAGGACUGGACUGACAAAGACAUUAAACCUUCCGAGCGCAAGGCUCGUGAUCGCAUCUUGCCUAAUGGUGUCGUCCUCAAACUGAUGAAGAGAUCUGACUGGCUUGGAACCAAACGUUUCCUUUCCAACAUGUCCUUUAUGUGCUUGACAGCAUAUGCGAUUUAUCGCACCGGCAUGCAUUCCGAAUUUGCGGAAGUGGAGAACUUGCGACAACUUUUGUCGGUACUCUCUUCGCCUAAGAUGCUAACCUUUGGUCCACUCUACUUCUUCUAUGGAUUCCAAAUGCAAUGCAUGGGCUUUGCGGGAGGACACGAGUUGCUCCAUGGAAAUGCCUUCAAGACAAAGUGGCUCAAUACCGUUGUAACCUUCUUCGUCAGUACUGCUUUCUUUGAAGUCCUUUGGCACGAAAAGAUCAACCACAAGCAACACCACAUCUACACCCUCGAUAUUGAUCGAGACCCCGAACUUACAAGCUUUUUCUCUCGAAAGGAGCUCGAGAAUCCCAACUUCAAGAGUGCUUCAACUUCUCGAUACAAUUACUUCAGAGGUUUCUGGAACGUCUUCAGCCACCUCUAUCACCGCAUGUGCCGCCUUGUGAGUUCUUCGAUGGGAAUUCUCACGGACUAUACAGGAAUUUGGUGGAGCAUGAAGAGCCCCACCCCCGAGGAAUUCUCCAGCUCUGUCGUGUCUGAGCUGCAAUUCUUCUCGAUUCUCCAAUUGGCAGUUUACGUUACUAUUUUCAGCACCUAUGGCAACAAUCUUGACAAUUUCAAGACAUUAUGCUUCUGGUGGACUGCUCCUUGUGUCAUUGGUUACGCUCCCAUCAACUUCAUCCGCAACGCUGAGCACUCUGAUUGUGACCGCGUGACCAACCAACUUCAUGCUACGAGAACCGUAGAGUCCACCUUCUUCCUCCGGUGGCUACUUUGGGAAACCAAUUUCCACGCUGAGCACCAUGCUUAUCCUAUGGUUCCCUUUUUUAACUUGCCAGUUCUUCAUGACCUCCUUGAUGAUCACAUUAAGCACAAUGAAAUCAAGUCCUUCACCCUUCAAAACUGGGCUAUGAUUCGCCCCGGAGGCUGGAUCGAUGUACAGAAUUCAUAA